This is a messenger RNA of Xiphophorus couchianus (Monterrey platyfish), 2690 nucleotides long. RefSeq names its product metal transporter CNNM4 (gene cnnm4b). The coding region runs from base 37 to 2463 and encodes 808 amino acids. Gene Ontology annotation, cellular component: plasma membrane. Lineage: Eukaryota; Metazoa; Chordata; Actinopteri; Cyprinodontiformes; Poeciliidae. Gene Ontology annotation, biological process: magnesium ion transport; magnesium ion homeostasis. The transcript is spliced from 8 exons. The record is from RefSeq and is a predicted model, not a curated record. Gene Ontology annotation, molecular function: magnesium ion transmembrane transporter activity; sodium ion transmembrane transporter activity.
ACGUCAGGUCGGACGUUGGCAUAGAGUGAAACAAACAUGGCGACAGACUCGAGUGGACUGGGCUUUCCUCUGACUUUAUUCGUGUUUUUGUGCGUGUUGGCGGGAAGGGAGGCCGAGGCAGCGACUCGGGAGUCCAAGGGCGGCACUCAGAUAUUUGGGAUGCGGCUGGAGAAGAGCGACAAGCCGGCCGGGAUGACCAAUGACGGGAUGAUUCAGGUGACCGAGGGCAGCCAGAACCUCUUCAGGUUCUACGGUACCCACUUGUUACCCAACAGCUCGGAGCUCAUCAGGUUCGCCGAACUUGAUGAAGUCGAGCACCGGUCUCUUAACAGGACUUGUCCCGAACACUCGAAUGGUAUGUUAGUGAAAGGGCGCAUGCAGGUAAACUACCGUAACAACGCCGGGGUUGUCAACAUCACCGUGAAUAAGCUUCGAAAAAACGAAGAUAAGAAAGUGUUCGGAUUGUGCAUCCUCGACCCCCAGGAGAACAAAUGGUUUCUUCUGGAAGAGAAGGAGUUAAGAGUUCUGGUGGUGGAGGAGGAGAGCACGUCCCUGCUGCCCCUUUGGCUGGAGGUGAUCCUCAUCUGCUGCCUGUUGGUGCUGUCCGGGAUGUUCAGCGGGCUCAACCUGGGGCUGAUGGCGCUGGACCCCAUGGAGCUCCGCAUCGUGCAAAGCUGCGGCACGGACAAGGAGAAGAAGUAUGCCCGGAGGAUCGAGCCCAUCCGCAGGAAGGGCAACUACCUGCUGUGCUCGCUGCUGCUCGGGAACGUCCUGGUGAACACUACCCUCACUAUCCUCCUGGACGACCUCACCAAGUCCGGACUCGGAGCUGUGGUCGCCUCCACCGUCGGCAUCGUGAUCUUUGGAGAGAUCGUGCCCCAGGCGCUGUGCUCCAGACACGGCCUGGCAGUGGGUGCCAACACCAUCCUGCUCACCAAGCUCUUCAUGCUGCUCACCUUCCCCUUGUCUUGGCCCAUCAGCAAGAUCCUGGACUGCGUUUUGGGCCAGGAGAUCGGAACUGUAUAUAACCGGGAGAAGCUGGUGGAAAUGCUGAAAGUAACCGAACCCUACAACGACCUGGUGAAAGAGGAGCUCAACAUGAUCCAAGGCGCGCUGGAGCUCCGGACCAAAACGGUGGAGGACAUCAUGACGCCUCUGGGCAACUGCUUCAUGAUCAGCAGCGACGCGGUGCUGGACUUCAACACCAUGUCGGAGAUCAUGGAGAGCGGAUACACGCGAAUACCCGUCUACGAGCACGAGCAGUCCAACAUCGUGGACAUCCUCUUCGUCAAAGACCUGGCCUUCGUGGACCCGGACGACUGCACCACCCUGAAGACCAUCACCAAGUUCUACAACCACUCGGUCCACUUCGUCUUCCAUGACACCAAGCUGGACGCCAUGUUGGAGGAGUUUAAGAAAGGAAAGUCCCACCUUGCCAUCGUCCAGAAGGUGAACAACGAGGGCGAGGGAGAUCCGUUCUACGAAGUGUUGGGGUUGGUCACUCUAGAAGACGUGAUCGAGGAGAUAAUUAAAUCAGAGAUUCUGGAUGAAUCUGACCUUUACACUGACAAUCGCACCAGGAGGAAAGUUGCACCUGAUAAGAACAAGAGAGACUUUUCUGCCUUCAAACACGAGAGCGAAUCGAAGGUGAAGAUCUCUCCUCAGCUGCUGCUGGCCGCGCAUCGCUUCCUGGCCACAGAAGUGAGCUUGUUCAGUCCGGCUCAGAUCUCUGACAAGGUUCUGCUGCGGAUCCUCCGCCAUCCUGACGUCAUCCAGGAGAUCAAGUUCAACGACAACGACAAGCGAUCGCAUCGUCACUACAUCUAUCAGAGAGGCAAGGCGGUCGACUACUUCAUCCUCAUCCUGCAGGGUCGAGUGGAGGUGGAGGCCGGAAACGAGAACAUGAAGUUUGAAGCCGGAGCUUUUUCGUAUUAUGGCGUCAUGGCGCUCAAUGCUUCCACUCUGGUGGCCGCGCCGCGCCCUCGCCUCCUCUCCUUUAAGAGGUUUUCUCUGUUCUCUCGGUUGCCAGAGUUUCGCUCGCCGUCCCACCUCAGCGGGUUGAACCGGACGGCGUCUCUGAGUGGAACGGACCGGACCGACUCCCUGGCCGUCAGCGGGAGCAACAGCCAGCUCAACAGCAGCAUGGCUUCGCAGCACUACAUCCCCGACUUCAACGUCCGGGCGCUCACCGACCUGCAGUUCGUCAAGAUCACACGCUCGCAGUACCAGAAUGGCCUGAUUGCGUCUCGCCUGGACAGCACGCCUCAGUCCCCAGAGAGCUCUCUCUACAACCCGGAGGAGAUCACGCCCCCGGCAGCCAUCACCAUCACGGACCUGGGAGCAGACUCCGCCAUCAUGGAGAACGGCACCGACGAGAAGACGCUGCUGCUGCUGCUGAACGAGCAGACGCCGCCGCCGCCGACGGCGAACCACCAUCACAACCACCUGGACAACAGUGUCUGACCCCGAGCUUCCCCUCCCCUCCAGGGGGGGGCGCUGUCAGCACCAAACACACCUUAAAGUCCCAAAGAGACAAGCCAUGCACGCAUAUGAUGUAAAUAUGCGGGAAUUCAAAAUACCAAACAAACACUGAUGAGCCAAAACAUUACAGCCACUUAAAACUGUUGACCUGGAUCAUUUUAGUUCUUUCAGAUUGAAAGUAGAAGAGUUUCAUAUCAAUAAUUCAGCAA